Girardinichthys multiradiatus is the source of this 4561-nucleotide messenger RNA. RefSeq lists its product as uncharacterized. The coding region runs from base 358 to 3219 and encodes 953 amino acids. The record is from RefSeq and is a predicted model, not a curated record. Gene Ontology annotation, cellular component: membrane. NCBI's taxonomy places the organism in Eukaryota, Metazoa, Chordata, Actinopteri, Cyprinodontiformes, Goodeidae. The transcript is spliced from 13 exons. Gene Ontology annotation, molecular function: potassium:chloride symporter activity. Gene Ontology annotation, biological process: chloride transmembrane transport; potassium ion homeostasis; potassium ion import across plasma membrane.
GUGUAAUCAGAGAAAUAACACAGAACCACAAUGGCCAGAUGCAGGUAGUCUGCCGGGGUGUUUAUGUAGCAUUGAAAUAAUGAAAGAUGGAAGUGCGUAGGACAGUAUGUAGGUUAAACACGUUUGCUUUUUAACUUAUUCUUAUUUAUGACCGAAGCACUUGUCUGUUUUACUAUGUAGCUGAACUUGCGGCAGACAAUCAGGGCGCCUCACUCUGACAGUUGGUUUUUAUUCAUCGCAAGCAUUUAUUUCCAAACUCUGAGCGGUGCUGACACAUUUUUCAUCGUCCGGAAUUGAUCAGAGUUACUUUUCAAAGUUCGACUCCACCUAAAGCGAGCAUUUGUUUUUUUGUCCACAAUGACUGAGCGGACUCCUCUCCUGAACUACCGCCUCUCCGCCAGCGUCAAUGAGUCCGAGUCGCGGUCUCCUCUUGCCAACCAGGCCCCGGAGAAGCUUCCGGGCAGCCCGCGGCACAGGUCCUCGCCGCAUCGGCAGCCCAAGAAGCUGUCGGUGUUCUUCGGUGUGGUGGUCCCCACCCUGCUGUCAAUGUUCAGCGUGGUGGUCUUCCUCAGAAUAGGGUUUGUGGUGGGACAGGCUGGACUGUACCAAGGUAUUGCCAUGUUCCUGGUGGCCUACUUCAUUAUCUCCAUGACUGUGCUGUCGGUGUGUGCUAUCUCCACCAAUGGAGCGCUGGAUGCUGGGGGAGCCUAUUACAUGAUUAGCCGAGCACUGGGUCCAGAGUUCGGUGGCAGCAUCGGCCUUAUGUUCUUCCUGGCUAAUGUGUGCGGCAGCGCCCUCUUUGUGCUGGGUCUGGUGGAAGCCAUUCUGGGCACUUUUGGAAUACCAGAAGAUCCAACUCUGGCUCCUACUGCACACCAGAUCCUGCCGUCAGGUUACUGGUGGUCUCUGCUGUACGGCACCGUUGUCGCAUUGCUGUGCCUUUUAGUGUGCCUUGUGGGAGCCCACAUCUACGCCAAGGCCACUUUCAUCAUUUUCCUGGUGGUCAUCUUCGUCCUGAUCAUGAUCUUCAUAAGCUUCUUUGUUGUGCGGCCUAAACCCAUCACAUUGCCGAGCUCCAGUUUCUUCAACGGGACAGGCCCCGGGUUUCCCACCACUGCCAAUUAUACUGGAUUCAAGCUGGAAACGCUGUUGGGAAAUCUGUACGGUGGCUACUCUGUAGAUUACACCACUGGGAAUAUGAUGACCUUUGCCACUGUGUUUGCUGUGAUGUUCAAUGGCUGCACCGGCAUCAUGGCGGGCUCGAAUAUUUCAGGGGACCUGAAGAAUCCCAGCUACUCCAUCCCCCGUGGCACCAUCACCGCAGUCAUCUUCACCUUCAUCACGUACAUUCUGCUGAGCAUUCUGGCGGCCUGCACCUGUGACCGUGUUCUUCUUCAGAGAGAUUACAGUUUCCUGAGGGACAUCAACAUCUGGAAUCCCUUAGUCAUCGUUGGAGUUUAUUCCUCUACGCUCUCUGCUGCAAUGAGCAAUCUCAUCGGAGCUUCUCGCAUCCUGUAUGCCCUGGCAAGGGAUGACUUAUUCGGUAAGGUACUGUCUCUAGCGAAGAAGACUUCCCGCAGUGGCAACCCCUGGGUAUCUGUGCUCAUGUCCUGGUUCCUGGUGCAGCUGGUGCUGUUUUCAGGAAAGCUCAACACCAUUGCCAGCAUUGUGACCAUUUUCUUCCUGCUGGUGUAUGCCGCGGUGGACUUGGCUUGCCUUGCCCUGGAAUGGGCCUCUGCACCUAAUUUCAGGCCCACGUUUCGUUACUUCACCUGGUAUACAUGCAUGCUGGGCAUCAUCGGUUGUGCCAUCAUGAUGUUCCUCAUCAAUGCCAUCUACGCCUCAGCUAGCAUAGCCUUCAUGCUGCUCCUCCUCCUGCUGAUUCACUACCUCAGCCCCACGUCCAGCUGGGGAUACAUCAGCCAGGCUCUCAUUUUCCACCAGGUACGUAAAUACCUUCUGAUGCUGGAUGUCAGGAAGGACCACAUCAAGUUCUGGAGACCUCAGAUCCUCCUGAUGGUUUCCAACCCUCGCAGCAGUGUGGGCCUCGUCACGUUUAUCAAUGAUAUCAAGAAAAGCGGCCUCUACGUGCUGGGACAUGUCCAGCUAGGAGACCUCAGCACUUUACCAUCUGACCCCUUGCAGGCUCAGUAUGACUCCUGGCUGGCCCUAGUGGACCAUCUAAACAUCAAAGCCUUUGUCAACCUGACAUUGGCAGAUUCUGUACGUCAUGGUGUCCAGCACCUCCUCUUCAUCUCAGGACUUGGCGGGAUGAGACCCAACACCUUGGUCCUUGGUUUCUAUGAUGACUGCCUUCCCAAAGAUAAGCUGAUUGAAUCCUCCCUGUCUGCCACCGAGUCCACAGAUCCCUUGAAUCCUUCUCGGGAUUUCGAGCAACCUGCUCUGUACCGCUUUGCCUACCUGCGGGGCUCCAGUGACAGGCGUGAUUAUGGUGAAUUUGGGGAUGGGAAGGUUUUAGGCCCCCAGGAGUACAUUUCUAUUAUUUCUGAUGCCAUGAAGAUGCUCAAAAAUGUGGUACUUGCUCGAUAUUUCAAUGACUUUGAUAGAGCUCAGGUCCUUUUGCCAUCCUCCCUAGCAAAGAGGGUUGUGUAUGUAGAUGUUUGGCCAGUAAACCUCCUCCGUCCAGACAGCUGCAGCUACGUCGACACCUGCUCCUUGUUCCUGCUGCAGCUGGCAUGUAUCCUCAACAUGGUAAAAGCCUGGCACAAGGCUACUCUGCGACUGUUCCUGUGUGUGGAGGAGGGGCGUAGCGUCAAGGGCUCACAGGCCAAACUCGGCCAGCUCCUUAAAGAUUUGAGAAUUAAAGCUGAGGUGCAUCCGGUACCCUGGGACCAGGUCGUGGCCUUACACUGGCAGCGGCAAGGUGGAUUAGGCAAAAAUCAGGGGUCCCACUCUCCGGACUCCGCCACCGACGAGAUGGAGGCCAGAGCUAUCGAGGAGGAGAGCGAAGACGAUUACGUCAACAGCUUCCCGAGCAAUGCUACACGCGUCUCAGAUGACUACCUGGCAGCUGUCAAUAAGCUGAUCCUGGAUCAGGCCAGCCCACCUCCUGCCGUGCGUUUCCUGUACCUCCCCCGGCCCCCAGCUGACACCCGCCGCUACGCUACUUACUUACACCAGCUGGAUCUGCUUACUCAGGAUUUAGGACCCACUCUCCUCAUCCAUGGAGUCACUCCUGUCAUCACCACUGAUCUGUGAGCUCUCCUCUUCCUGACACAUUCAGUGAAGUGUGCCUUACACUCUGUCAGUUAGCAAAUUCUGCAGUCUACUCAUUAAAGUUGUGGACCACAGCUCAGCGUUGACCUCUCCAUUAUCACUGCUAGCUCACUGACACCUCCUUCUCUGCCUUAUACAACGUUCCUAUUUUUUAAUACUUUCCUUUUUAUAUGUCUUAUAACUUCCAAAUAACGUUGCACGCUCAUCAAGCGCCAGAAGACACAUAGAAAACCCUCACUGGAGCUUUAAGCUCAGCUUUUAGUUUGAUUUUAUUCCUCUAAAUGACCAUUCCAUGUAUCCUCAGGUCAGAAAGUGCCUUUUUUAUUUGGGGAACAGAAGUAACAAAAUAUUAAUGCUUACAGCAGUCAUUUCCUUUUCGGAGUUUAGAACAAAGCUGCUUCUACAAUAUGCUCUCAGACUCUUAUUCCCAGGAAUCUCAGGACGACAUUCCUUUUUAUCCAAAUACAUUUUGUUCUCCCCUUUCAGCCAAACUGCACAGUGUGCUGAUUUCCAAAAAAGACUUUGACAUUUCCCAGCUUCAUUAACUGCUCCAACUAUAACAGAGAUUUUCUCAAUUUGUUUCUAUUAUCUCCUAUAAUCUCACCACUUCCAGUUUACUCUCAGUGGCCAUAAUGGUUGACCAGCCUCGUACUAAAUUGCCCAGAUGAAUUUAAAUAUCUCCUCAUCUCUGUGGCUAAACUCAUUAGCUAAAGUGCUUGUAACAUUAAAAACGUGUUUAUGUAAAUUCUGCUCAACUGUGUGGACAAACUGGGAUUUAUUGGAACAUAUGUUAUGGCAAUAGCAUAGAACCUUAUGCAGUCUAACUGUUCGCUUUUAUCAGUGAACAACCUAGCAGUCUGUGACAAAUACUUCCCUUGGUAUGCACUCUGUAGCCUCUGCAACAAGAAUCUCAAGGGUUUGAAGAACUAGCUUUUGAAUGUCAUAUACCAGAUGAACUGCACAAGGACCUCAGCAUAUCUGAGGACAAACAUGUUGGUCUAAAGAAAACCUGGUGCUCUGAUUUUACUACUAACUUGUUUGCAUUUGGACUAAUUUCAAAUGUGUUUCCUUGUAAUCUUUGUACAUUCUCUGUUUUUCUUCCGAUAGGUUUGUGUUUGGACACUACACUCCUGCUUAAACCACUCGCAUUACAUUUCUUCAUGUCUUUGUCUGGCAUUUGUUAUCCAUUUUACAGGAGAACAAUAAAUUUAGUUGGACACACUUUAUUAAAGAAAUGAAUAUUUGUGUUACUGUUGAAUUAUGUCCAAACUGUCCGAGAUGUUGACUGUAAUGACAAGAAAAAUAAACGUCUUUGUCUUUUGUC